UGGUCGCGGCCUCCUGUUUUCUUCAUGCCCACGGGCCGCACGGUGUACUUGACCCGGCACUUCCAGGCGGGGUCGGUAGUGCCGAGCGGGGCCGACAGCGACAUCCCGCGCGAGCCCGGGGCCACCGCGAGCCGCAGGGACGCGACAGCUCGGCACAGCGCCGACACCGCCAUCCCGGCUGCCAUCCCGGCUAGCCCGGCCGCCGGCACCGCGCCUGCGCCGCCCCGGGACUCAGCCCCGCCCCCGGCACCGCGGCAGCGACGGCGGAGGCCGCCGGGACCCCGCGCCGAGCAGGGCUGCGGGAGCAAGACUAUGUCCACCAUGGUGUACCCAAGGGAGGAGAAACUGGACAAGCUGAGCCAAGAGGAGAUCAUUUCCAACACCAAGCUGGUGAUGCAAGGGCUGGAGGCACUCAAGAAUGAACACAACUCCAUCCUGCACAGCUUGCUGGAGACUAUCAAGUGCCUGAAGAAAGAUGAAGAAGCCAAUCUUGUGCAUGAGAAAUCCAACCUGCUCCGCAAGUCAGUGGAGAUGAUUGAACUGGGGCUUGGAGAAGCUCAGGUGAUGAUGGCAUUGUCCAACCAUCUGAAUGCCGUGGAGUCAGAGAAGCAGAAGCUGCGUGCUCAGGUGCGGAGACUGUGCCAGGAGAACCAGUGGCUGCGUGAUGAGCUCGCUAACACCCAACAGAAGCUGCAGCGCAGUGAACAAACUGUGGCUCAGCUGGAGGAGGAGAAGAAACACCUUGAGUUCAUGAACCAGCUGAAGAAGUACGAUGAGGAUGUCUCACCUUCGGAGGAGAAGGAGGGUGACUCCGCCAAGGACUCUCUGGAUGAUCUGUUCCCAAAUGAGGAGGAGGAGCAUGGUCCUGGAUUGCCCCACCAGCACAGCAGUGCAGUGGCAGCUGCCCAGCAGGGAGGCUAUGAGAUUCCUGCACGCUUGCGCACCCUCCACAACCUUGUCAUCCAGUACGCCUCACAGGGACGCUAUGAGGUGGCUGUGCCGCUCUGCAAGCAGGCACUGGAGGACCUGGAGAAGACAUCGGGCCAUGAUCACCCUGAUGUGGCUACCAUGCUCAACAUCCUGGCAUUAGUGUACAGGGAUCAGAAUAAAUACAAAGAGGCAGCUCACCUCUUGAAUGAUGCUCUUUCCAUCCGUGAGAAGACUCUGGGCAAAGACCACCCAGCGGUCGCAGCAACUUUGAACAAUCUGGCUGUUCUCUAUGGCAAGAGAGGGAAGUACAAAGAAGCAGAGCCACUGUGUAAGCGAGCCCUGGAGAUCCGUGAGAAGGUCCUAGGCAAAGACCAUCCUGAUGUGGCCAAGCAGCUGAACAAUCUAGCCCUGCUGUGCCAGAACCAGGGCAAGUAUGAUGAAGUGGAGUAUUAUUACUGCCGGGCCCUGGAGAUCUAUGAGAGCUGCCUUGGUCCAGAUGACCCCAAUGUGGCCAAGACCAAGAACAACCUGGCCUCCUGUUACCUGAAGCAAGGCAAAUACAAAGAUGCAGAGGUGCUGUAUAAGGAGAUCCUUACCCGUGCUCACGUGAAGGAGUUUGGCUCUGUGGAUGAUGAACACAAGCCCAUCUGGAUGCAUGCGGAGGAGAGAGAGGAGAUGAGCAAGAGCAAGCACAGAGACAGUGCUCCCUACGCUGAGUACGGCGGCUGGUACAAGGCCUGCAAGGUUAGCAGCCCAACUGUGAACACCACUCUGAGGAACCUGGGCGCCCUGUACCGACGCCAGGGCAAGCUAGAGGCAGCUGAGACUUUGGAGGAGUGCGCAGUUCGCUCUCGGCGGCAGGGCAUUGACCCAAUCAACCAAACGAAGGUGGUGGAGAUCCUGAAGGAGGGCGAUGGCACAGAGAGACGUCGGAGCCUGGGGGGCAGCGUCAAGUACGAGAGUGCCACAGACGGUAGCGAGGAAGUGAGUAUGGGCGUGGAAUGGAGCGGGGCUUAAAUGCCUCCCGAGACUCCCUCUUUCCCCUCCACCGCAAUCACCUGGAUGUUUGUGUUGUAUCUUCCGACUUUUCCUCCACACCAUCCCUCCUUCCUCGGCAAGAACUCCACGCCAGUCCCCCAACCCUCCCGGCGCGCGAGGGCACCGCGAUGCCUGCAGAGGAGUUCCCGGCCACAUGGCCCAGCUCCAGUCCCGUGGCCAGCAAGAGCAGGAAGAAUCUGCGAGGAGCUGCCUGCUCCCCCAGGCCAGGGUGACGGGCCACCGUCCCCUUGCAUACCCCCAACCCCAGCCUGCCCUUGCACAUGCCUGGGGACCAGGCCUGCGAGGAAUUGUCUUCACUCCAGGAGUGCCGACUCCACCGUCAUUAGACAUCCUCAACCCUCCUAGUUUGUUCCCUCCAUCUCUGCAGGGGCCAGGAUGAAGGCAUGAAGAUGAGGGGCCUGGUUUGAAACAGAGGGGCCUGGCUUUGGCAGGGCUGUCAUGUGCCCAGUUGCUUUCUUCCCUAUAGACUUAGCUGAUGUUAGUACCCUGUAGCAAACCUACGCUGGCCACCAGUGAGCUGGGCUCUCCCUGCACCACAGGGAAGUCUCUGUCCUGCUAUCCUCCUCCCUGCUGAGCUCUGCAUCCCAGGGGCAGCAUGUGGGUCUCUCUGCAGGGGCGCAGGAAUGUGGGGUGGCCCAUAGCUACUGUAGAUCCAAGUGGAACCAUAGAAUGAUUUAGGUUGGAAGAGACCUUAAAGAUCAUCCAGUUCCAAUCCCCCUGCCAUGGGCAGGGACACCUUCCACAGGAUCAAGUUGCUCAAAGCCUCAUCAGAAGGGGAGAGGGUGACGGCCAAGGUUUGUGCAUGGAACAAGGACCUGCCAGGACAAGCAGUUUGGUUGCAACUUCCUGACCUGAUCCUGUAGCUGGAUUUCUCACCUGAUGGUGUUAAGGGGUGAAUUGGCUCCCCCUUGCUCCAGGAUCUGCAGGUGUUGCUGCUGCAAGAAGCAGAACUAGGGGUGAAGCUGUUUGCUGUUUCUAGAAGGCAGAGGAAGGAUAGGAGGAAAGCAGAACUUUUCUGCCCGUCCCCAGGCCAUUAGAAGUGGCUGAGAUGGGGAAUGGGCUGGUUUGGCGCAGAGUGGUUGGGUGAAAAAGGAGGUGCAAAGAAGGAUGUGAGGAAAGGAUGAGCUGGGGCUUGGGGUGCUCUGAGCAUGUGGAAGCAGAUGGGAUGGCUGGAGGGAGGUUUCCACUAGACAAGAAGGGGACAGGUUGCUCAGGGAGGAGGGCAGGUUUGGAACAUGGGACCUGGCUUGCUAGGCGUGGUGCUUGGGGCUGUGACUUGCUGUCCAGCUGUCCCUAGCCAAGAGAGUGGAAAAAUUCAUAAGCCUCUCACUGCUAUGAAGAAGGUGCUGACCCAGGGCUUUGAUGGGAAUCCAGGCCUGUGCCGGGUCUGCUGCUGCUUAUCACUACUGGGAAAGGGAAUGUUUCCGAGGGCCAGAUCGCCACUGCCUUGAGCCACACACCCUCAUCCCACCUCCCAUAGGAAGUGAACCUCCGUACCCCUCCUGCCUGGGAAGAAAACUGGGGAGGCUGCAGCCAGCAGGACAGAGCCCAGAGGCCAGCACAGGACCCUCUUCCCUCUCCUUAUUUAUUUAGCUGGAUAGUUUCUUUUAUGCUAGUCACCUGGCAGGUUGUGAUACUAAAUGUGCUUGUGUCUGUCUGGGCCUGGCUUUCCCGUGAUGGUGCAGAGGCCUUGGGGCACAUGCAUGCUGCUCCCAUGGGAGCUUGUGCUUGCUAAAAGGAGGUUUGUCCUCAGGACCACAGGGUGCAGAGCCCUUGGCUGAGUGCUCUAGGGCUGCACCCUCCCUGCCUCUCUCUCCCAGCGCUGCUCUGUGCUCCUGGAGAGUGAUGGGUCCCCAGUGCAGGGUGCAUUCAAGCCUCAGUGCCAGCUGUGCUUUGCCAUGUCCUGGACCUGGUGCUGUAACAACCGUACCUCUGAUUAAAGGUAGACAGACCCGAACCGCUGCCCUGUGCUUCUUUCCAUGCCCUGGGGUGGUGGGUGCAAAUGCUGCUGGAGCAGGUGUGGGGUGCUUGGUGUGUGUAUGUGCAGGGGAAUGUGCUCUCCCCAGGGCACCUCUUCUGGGCUGAGCAUUGGAGAUGAGGGACCCAGCUCCACUGUGCCUCAACCUAACCUCCAAACUGGGGUUGCUACUAACCUCAGCUCUGUAGCCGUGUGUGGCAGGGCUGUUACGAGGUGUCUGAGCUUGGGCAUUCCCCAGCACUCAGAGAAAUACCCCACUGUAUCCCCCAGUGCCAUCCUCCAUGUGUUGCCAAAUCCCUCACAAGUCCUCUGUCUCCGUGCAGCAGGCAGGGUGGGAGCACACAGUGGAGCGUGGCUCAUUGGUGGAGCUGCUGCUUUUUCUCUUGGUGCUCUCAUCCUGGUGGGUGCAAUGGAAUGGGGGCUCUGCGGUAAACCAAGCCCCAUGCAUUUUUCUGGGUUAAAAAUAACCCUGCAGAAGGGGAGUGGGGAGAAAAGGGAGGCUAUUUUUAACCCAGCAUGUAGCACCAUUCGGUUCUGGUGUUGCUGCAUCACUGCUGUUGGGGAAAUAUGGCUUUAUCCUGCAGCCCUAACUGCAGAGCAUACUUCCUUGUUGGAUCCUGCUGCCCUUCAACCACAGUCCUGCUCCCCUCUGUUCCCUUCUCCACCCCUGGCUUGUGUGCCCUGGCAAUAGGAACAGUGCCUGGCAUGGCAGUACCCUGCAGGGAGGGUAGUCAGCCAGUGCAAGUCUUUUGGGGGGGGCCAAAAGACACCCCCACACACACCAUCACCCCGUCUUUGUGACUGCCCCAUUUUGAUGGCCAGCCCUUCCAAAACUUGUCCAGGAUGCCUGGUGCAGGAGUUGGAAUUGUUUACUUUGCUGAUACUUUUGGUGCUUUCUGCAUUCCUGGUGAGUGGGUCCCUUCCAGCAACAGCACAUGACUCCCAGUUUGGAAACCCUUCAUCCUGAUGAGAAAGUUAGGAGGUUCAAUCUAUUUGGCUUAUCCAAGAAGGGAUGAGGUGAAUACCAGGAGAAAGGUUUGCUGGUAGGAAAAGUCCUGUUCAGCUGUUGGAGAGGGUUCUAGGGCUGGACAAAUGGAGCAGGGCAGUGUUGGAAAAGCCUUCUCCCAGGGCCACAAGCCAUAAGGAUCAACACAGAAUUGACUGGCCUGAGGCAGAAACCCUGCUUAUCUACAGAGCUGCAUGGGCAAUCCUGUGGCGAUCACUGCUGCCACCCUGGGCCAUAGGGCAUUUUGGUCAUUUGGAGUGGUACAAAGGGGGUCUCAUACAUGAUUUUAAGGAACAAAGGACUUUUGAGGUCACCUUAUCUCCAUUUCUUCUGCCCGGGUGUGCCAGGGGCCACUGGGAUCAAAAGUAGGGAGGACUGCUGUUACCAGGCCAUCAGAGCAAAAGUAACUCCGCAUCAGCAGUGGUGCCUCAACCUCAUGUAAUGAACAUGUCGGGCUAUAGGGGAAGAGCGUGGUGCCACAAUGGCACAGCGGCAUGGCGUGGUGUCGUGCUGGCAGCCUGUACCUUGUAUGCACAUGGAGCUAAACACAGGAGAUGGGCUAGAGCCUGCCAAGGGCUGAAAGUGCCUUUGGGUACUGGGCACUUUGGGGCACACGUGGGAGGAAACAGCCUGGGGAACAAAAUUUAGGGCUGGUUUUGGUCUUUGGAAAAGCAGGCAGCUGUAAAGAAGCCCCUGCCAAGUGCCACCCUGGGACAGGUAGCCGGGCCAGGCACAGCGAAAGGUGCGGGGCCAAGAACAGCAGUGCCUGCUUGGCAACGCAGUGUUGGUGCAGCCAGAUGAAUGCAUCCCAGAUGGAGCUGCCUUAAUUGCUCAGCAAGCUCAAAGCUAAUCAUCUUGGGGCACUAGAGGUGGGACAAGGCUGUGUGUAUAUGAGGACUGCUGUUGUCUGACAUGAGUGAGCCUGCAAGCCUGACGCGUGGGACCAGGAUGUGCAUCAGGAUGAAUGCUGGAUGGAGAGGAGGAAUAGCAAUGGCAUGGUGAGGAAGAGCAAUGGGAGGGGGAAGAUUGUCUCCAGCCAGCAGCAAAUGAGGAGGGAGUCCUUGAAAUUUAUGUCCCAGCAGCAUGUCCUACAAAUGUACAAAAUGUACUCCAAGCUUGGGGGUCCCAUCACGGGCCACUGGGACCAUAUUGGUUGCUGCUGCCUGCACUGUUGCAGGCAAUGGAGCUGUGCUGUGUUCUAUCAGGACUGUGGGGAUGCCAGUGCCAUUUCUGCUGGUGGCCUGGUGCAGGUCAGCAGCCCUGCUUGGUGUUGAGCUUGCAGCGGGCAGAAGGGAGGAUUGGUUAGGAUGAGCCAGGCCAUGGUGGUGGGCACCCCUAGCUCCAUGGUCUUCAUGUCCUGUGAAGAACCAGGGUGUGGAGGAGCCAUGUAGUGAGCAGCAAGCCUGUUCUGAGCCAGUGUGAGAGGGCAAAGAGUGUUUGGAGCCAAGCCCAGUUCCUGGCCAUUCAUCUGCAGCAUGCCAGAGCCCGAUCGGUGCCACUCAGCCAUCACCCCGGCUUGUAUCUCUGU
Messenger RNA from Cuculus canorus (common cuckoo), 6501 nucleotides. It is a transcript of the gene KLC4, whose product is annotated as kinesin light chain 4. Gene Ontology annotation, biological process: microtubule-based movement. The record is from RefSeq and is a predicted model, not a curated record. The transcript is spliced from 14 exons. Bases 25 to 1947 code for a protein of 640 amino acids. Gene Ontology annotation, cellular component: cytoplasm; kinesin complex; membrane-bounded organelle. NCBI's taxonomy places the organism in Eukaryota, Metazoa, Chordata, Aves, Cuculiformes, Cuculidae. Gene Ontology annotation, molecular function: kinesin binding.